AUGUUGAUUCAUCGCCUUAAUACGUUAGUGGAAGCAUUGCAUGAAAUUAGUGAAACAGAAAAUCAACAGAGCACAUUCACAUUUAAUUCUUAUAAAGAAGUACUUGAUGAAGCUCGCCAAAUGAUUGACACCGUUUAUUAUGAUAGGGCUCAUGGAGCAGAUGGUUACACACGUCAUGGAUUGGGACAUCAGAUGACACACAGAAAUGUUCUUUACAAGCUACUGACUGAUUCUAAUAAUAAUAAACCAUAAUUUGAUAUUUAGACAUUUCAUACGUAUUUAGAUAUUCGAUAUUUCGUUAGCAACAUGGUCAAAGGACGAUGAUGGGCAAGGAAGCACUGUUUGGGUAUGGGUAUUGGUGUGCUGGUGGUGCUCUGGUGGCCUGUCUCAACUGCUUAGUCUCAUGAUGCUCAACAUGGUGCUCAUGGUCGAAGGAUGAUGGUUGCAUGUAAGCAUUGUUUGGGUGGUGGUGUGUGAUG
Meloidogyne enterolobii is the source of this 479-nucleotide messenger RNA. Lineage: Eukaryota; Metazoa; Nematoda; Chromadorea; Rhabditida; Meloidogynidae. The record is from the annotation of a GenBank genome assembly.